AUGAUGCUACUGGGAUUCCUUCUCGUCCUGGCCAUGUCUUGCGGGCCGCGAGGCAGUGAAGGAGCUCGUGGCCGGCUGCUUCCCUCCAAUGAGAACGAUCGACUGCAGCGAAAACUGCAGCAGCAGGAGGAGCAGCGGAAUGAGAAGCAGCAGCAGCUCCAGGCUGCUGAGUCGGUGGGCACGCCCGUUGAGAAGCAGAGGAUGCUGACGGCAGUUGAGGAGUGGAAGCACCAGGAGGCGGCAGAGGAGACGGCGGCACAGGCGACGCCGGCAGAGGCGAUGGCGGCACAGGAGAUGGCGGCACAGGAGACCGCGGCACAGGCGGCGCCGGCGGCACAGGCGACGCCGGCAGAGGCGACACCGGCACAGAAGAUGGCGGCACUGGCGGCACAGGCAGCACAGGCGACGGCGGUGGCAGUGAAGGGGAAGGUUCAUGAGGUGACGGUACCAAAGGAGACGGGACAGGCUGCAGCACGGACGAACUCGGCAUCGGGGAUCGCGGGAUGGGCGAUGGCGGCGGGACAGGCUGCAGCACAUAAGGCGGUGAUGGCAGACUAUGUGAAUGCGUUGAGGCCAGAGGAUCAUGUGAGUAGGGCAACGAAGGCGGCAAUGGAGAAAGCACUGGAGAAUGCGGGAAAGGUGAAUUUGUAA
This is a messenger RNA of Closterium sp. Naga37s-1, 651 nucleotides long. NCBI's taxonomy places the organism in Eukaryota, Viridiplantae, Streptophyta, Zygnematophyceae, Desmidiales, Closteriaceae. The record is from the annotation of a GenBank genome assembly.